This is a messenger RNA of Betta splendens (Siamese fighting fish), 8508 nucleotides long. RefSeq names its product RNA binding motif protein 33a (gene rbm33a). The transcript has 19 exons. The record is from RefSeq and is a predicted model, not a curated record. The coding region runs from base 194 to 3961 and encodes 1255 amino acids. Lineage: Eukaryota; Metazoa; Chordata; Actinopteri; Anabantiformes; Osphronemidae. Gene Ontology annotation, molecular function: RNA binding.
CCACCCACAAUGCAUCAUCGCUGGAGCCACAGCGCUGCCAUGUUUGUACUCUGGUCGUGGACGGGGAUUUUUGCUGCAUAGAAGCCUUUGCCUUGGUUGCCUCACGUCUUGUAUCGUUGUACUGGUGAAAUGCUCAAUGCAAUCGCCAAUCUUACAACGUUAGCCAGAGUCUAAGCUGGACGCACCUUGCACCAUGUCAGCCAACGCUCAGGAUUAUGACUUUGAUGAAUAUGACAAACCUGGUGCUGAACGCUCACGCAGGAGGAGAGGAGAAGAUGAUGAUCUAGAGAGUGAUUUGGAGGAGGAUUUACUUGAGGAAGACUGGCCAUCAGGUAAAAAGAAUGUCUCAGAAGUGUCAGAUGAAGAGCUGAAUGAUGACCUUCUGCAAAGUGACGAUGAAGAUGUGAAUAUCAGUGGUCAGGAUGUGAGCCUUAAUGCCACAUACAGCCUGGACACAUCCUAUGACCAGCAGGACAACUUGCAGGAAGAAGACUACACAGAUGAUGUUGUGAACUUGGGUGCAGAGGGUUAUGAGGAAGGGUACCAGCAAGAGGGGGAAGAGCAGUACAUGGAGGAAUACAGCCAGAGCAAUGAUGCUGGGAUGCCUGAAGACCAAGUGGAUUACACUGAGGGUGAAGAUGGCUGCCAGGAUGAAGUGCUAGACAUCCAAAUCAGUGAGCCAAUUGAUAGUGAAUUUCAAGAUGAUGAAUAUCAAACCUCAUAUGACCAUCAUGUUGAUGAACAUGGAGUCCAUCAGGAGGAGGACCCUGAGGAGCAUGUAGGGGGAGAAGGGCAGCAUGAAGAGGAGGAACACGCUGCAGAGAGCUCACAAGGCUUCGACACAGAAGAGUUUGAAAAUGAAGCUGUUCCUGAAGAAGAAACAAAGGAAGAAUCAGAUGAGGAGGACGAAGAUGAUGAAGAGUCUGGACGUAUACGGUUCAAGUCAGAGAGAGGAGAAGGCGCAGUUGUGCGGCUGGCUGACGUUGGCAGUAAAAGGAGGAAUAUUCCUGAAACGCUAGAGCUUUCAGAGAAGGCCAAACAAGAUCUGAUGCAGUUUGAGGCACAAGAGCAACAGAAGAGACAAAAUCGUUUUGGUGGUCGGGGGAGAGGAGGAGGAGGAGGUGGCGGUGGAUGGAGUAGCAGAGGAAGAGGAGGUUUUGUAAUGUCAGACUUCAGAGGGGGACACAGAGGAAGAAUGAAUGACCAGAGGUUUCCCCUAAUGGGUGUGCAGCAGCAAUCAUCUCGAAUGCCUCCUCCUCAUCAGCCUCAUCAUCAGCAAAUGCAGUCCCAGCAGCACCACCUUUCACGUCCAAGAGGGCCACCUCCCUUCCAGGGGCAUGGGCGCCCACUAUCCCAGCAGCCCCUUCAGCCCCUCAUCCCCCCACACAUGACUCACCGCUCCCCUCCGCUGCGACCCCAGUUGGAGCCGCCACCACGGAUGAUGAGCUCCCCACCACCCAACUUUCCACAGCAUCACCAGCAGCAGCCUCCACAACCCAAAAAUAUUCACAUUAACCCCCAUUUCAGAGGGCCAGCCUCAUCCUCUGUGCAAGUGCCCUUGAUGCCUCCUGUUCAGAGCCAGCCCAGACCUGCUGUGGGUCCUCAGAGGUUCCCAGGCCCGGGAGACUUCCAGCAGCACAUGCCUGGUAAUUUUGGUCAGCCCCAGCGGCCCCCUCAUCUCAUGGAGCCUUUUAGGAACCAGCCACCACAAGGACCUCAGGACAGAGAGACACUUUUUAUGGGAGAUCGCACAGAGUCAACACGGUUUCCAGGGCAGCACAUGUUUGAUCACCAGGGCCCCAACCCUCUGAUGAACAGCAGCAACAACAUCCACCAGCAGCAACAGCUGCCUGGUCAGGGCCACAUGGGCUUUGGCCCACCUGGACCAGCCUUCAGCCAGCCGAGCCAGGGCCCGCUAGGACUGUUUCCGCGAGAACCCCCAAGACCCAACCUCCCUCCUCACCAAGGUCACCAGGGGAUGGCCGGCUUGAAUCAACAAGGUGGCCCCCCUAACCAGCCCAGGCCUUUCAUGGGCCCCCGUCAGCCGUUUGGCCAACAGGGAAACCUUUUCCCCCCUCCACAAGUUCAGUUUGGGAUGCAGGUACGGCUAAGAAAUUUAAUGCCCGGCCCCCCUAUGUCCCACAAUCCAUUGCCAUCCCAUCAGCCUAUGCACCAGCACCAGCAACAGCAGCAGCAGCAGCAGCAGCAGCACCACCACCACCACCAUCACCAUAGGCAGGAGUUGCCCCAUCAUCAUAAUCAGCAGCAACUAAAUUUCAAUGAGCCUCGACCCAUGAUGCACCAUGGUGAAAAUCCCUUCCAUCAACAACAGGCACACGGCAGCCCCAGGCAUAUGACUCCCCAUUCUCAGAAACCCCAACAGCUCAGCAUGUCCAACCGGCAGAGGAUGAACACACCUGUCUCUAAGCAAAUGCAGCAGCGCAACAGCAACUUGAGGGAGCUCCCUGUAGCACCUGGCAACGCAAGCAUGAACAGUGCCCGCCCCGCCGCCACCCCCACCUCCCCAUCCACCAACGUCAGGCCUGUUGCCAGGACAACACAGGGGGUGCGUCCUAGGCAGAACAUGCAGCCGAUUCUUGACAGUGGUAGAGGACGAGGCCAAGUUGCUGCCAGCCCUCAGUUGCAGCCUGGGGGAACAAGCAGGACAGUGGUUCAUAAGGAAAACCCAAGUACAGCACCACAGGACCCCGAUGAGGAUGAGGAGACUCGGCAGUAUCGUCUGAAGCUUGAGGAGCAGAAGCGUCUGAGGGAGGAGAUCCUGAAAAGGAAGGAGUUGCGGCGGCAAAUGCAGGCUGGCGUCAGGAAGCAGGAGCUGCUGUUAAGACUUAAUUCCCACACUCCCAGCCAGAACCCAGCUCCUGCGCAGGCUCAGCCUGUACAACAAAAUCUGCAAAUGCCACACCCUCUUCAACAGCAACCACCACCACAACAGCAGCAAGCAGAACAAACGCAGCAGCAGAAUUUACAUCCACAGCGGCAGUUUCCUCAGAGAAUACAACAAUCAUUAAACCAGUCAUUAAAGAAUCCAAAUCAAGGUGCCCCGAUUCCUCCCAGUGGUGAUGCUCAGACUCCUACACUGCGUCAAAAUGUCAAGUCACGCCUGCAAAUGGUCAAAUCUAACAACCAGCAGCAAAUGACCCCAGGUCCUGGUCAAGACCUGCAACUGAAUCAGCCCCAACAAAAUCAGCAGCAUCUGCAACAGCCACAACAGCAGCUACAGGGAAGGAACAGUGCUCUGCAGAACAUAAACAGACCUGGCCCUCCACUCCUGUCCAGUCCAAAGACCGUACCUAUGGGCCCUGCUCAGGCUCAAGCUCAGUUUCAUAAUCAAGGACCCAAACCUGGAGCUAAAAGAACUGUUAUGCAGCGGACCAGGAAUCUUGGUGCUGAAGGCCAGCAGGUGCCACAGAAAGUCAGGGUGGUCAAACUUUCAGGAUCGAGUGGGAAGAUGGCUGAGACCACCGGCAGCCCAGUCCAGCAACAAGGUACCUGUCCAAUAACACCGCUCAUCCAGGGAAUUCAGAGGAAGGUUACCAUGACGAACCAGUCGCCGCAGGGACCAGGCGGAACGCUGCAUGCCGGCCGAGGGGGCCUGGGAAACACACACCAAAACAGGGUCGUUGUGUCGGGCCGGGGUCGAGGUAGAGGGGGCAAUCAGAUGGGUCGAGGGCGUCCAAUGCCCACCAGGCAGAGCCAAAGGAGUGCAGAGAGCGGACGCUGCACUGUGUCCAUAGAGGGGCUCUCCUCGUCCACAUCCGAGGUCCAGCUGCAGAACCUUCUCCGGUCCAUCGGCCCAAUAGAGAUGUUUAAAAUGAUGCCGCAGCAGAGGAAGGCCAUUGCCAAAUUUUCCAGUCCCCAGCACGCAGCAAGUUUUCAGAUGAGCUUCCACAGGCACAUGAUUGAUUUAUCCCACAUUGAUGUGUCACUCAUUGAUGGAUGAGGAGUUCGCUAGAACCAGGGAGUACGUUUGCAAGACGAUCUUCUCAUGUGGGAGCAUCUCAUGCACAUCUCCAGUUUGGCAAAAGUGCAUUUCUUCGUGCCCUUUGGGGUGAAGGAGCAUCAUUCGCAAUCAGCUUCUCCGCGCAGACGCAUCAUUUGCCUCCCAACGCGGUGGAAGCGUGAACGUAAAGACACAUGAAGCCUGUGUGGAACUGUUUCCUGUUGUAAAAAGCCACUGCAGAGACACUGGACGGUUACCUGAUGUAGGUUAACGACUUGUACAGCUUAGGUGCACACUUGAGUAGAGUAUCUCACGAGGUAAUGGUUGCUCCCCUUAUCAGUACGAUUCAUAUUAUCAAAGCUAAAAAAAGCACUCGAAGGUUGUAAUCGCAAUGUGACCACUUCAGCUUCUUAUUUAAAACUAUCUGCGGACUCGGUGUUUGACUUGUAGCAGAGCGUGAAGGCCCCUUUUUCUCAGCAGUGUUUCUCCUUCGCUGUAGAUGGCAGCAUUUCAUCACUGUUGGUGCUUCUAUGUAACCCAGGCUUUCAGGUAGAAAUCACUCUCCCAGCUGUGUUUGGGUGAAUGGCACGGCCUGGUGGAGAACUUGCACAUAGGCACAGAGGUGGCUGAAUAAGCACUAUUCAGCAGACAUUGUGGUGGCUAGAAACAAACUAGUGCACAACAUAACAGGUAACGUUUUCGGCGUCGUGUUGAUUAUUUUGUAAUUUAAGUUUCUGUCCCCGUUUUCAGUGUUCACCUCGCUCCUUUGAGUUCUAUUUGGUCGUUUGCCCAUACUCGUUAAAUGAUAGUGGAUGUUUUAAUUGUUUACCUGAACACAGUUAGGAAAUAUUUUAGUUGUAUAUUUGAUUAUGGUGGAGUUUUCUAAUCUGUGCCCGCUUGUGCUUUAAGAGACAGCGUAUGUACAUUUUUUUUAGUAUUGCAAGUGAAUUAUCUCCUUAUUGAAAUUUAGGUGUUUUUCGUCUUCCGUAGAUCAUAGAUUAUCACAGGUUGUACACAUUUUUAAUACAUUUUUGAGCUUUUCUCUUUCCGGAAUACCUGGUCCGAACUUCUGUGUGCUGAUAAUUUGGUAUCUUAUCACUACACUGUAUAGUGGAGGUAAAAUAGUUCUUUGUAGAUGCCUGAUGUAAGAAGCUAAAAGAUGAAGGAUAAUACUUGAACCUGUUAUUUUAGAUGUGCUUCUUCCUCCGUAUGGUACUAAUGGAUCUCCAGCCUAUUGUACACUCACUGGGGUUUGAUUUGGUUUUCUGAGCAUCCAUUUGUUUUGGAGAACACUGCCACAUCAUUGAAAACUAGUGCAACUUCGUGUCUGGCUGCAGUUUGAUUUUAGACAUUAUUAAAUUUGAAACUUUUUCCAUAAUCCUAUGAUUUAUUUUUUUGUAGCGAUACACUUCGUCAAUUGAGUUUAAAGUAAAAAACGGAAUCGUCUGAAUCAGUGAAUCAAUGAUUUAUGUUAAUCCUACUUCACUAUUCCUCGAAAUGUGACACAACACGGUGAGGGGGCAACCAUUAUCUGCACAGUGAUCAAGUACAUACGUAGGCCAGACAUGUAACGUUUGUUCUCUUAUAAUUCUUUGGUUAGUCUUUACUCAUGUUGUAUGAAGCUAAACAUUUUUAUAUGUAAGGAUAUGCUGACGUUGCCAGACAUGAAUAAUUUUACCAGUGUUUUGAAAAUGGAUUUCAAAAAUGACUGGACCACAUUUCUGUUUAUAAGGUAUUUGACGAAAAGUUUACAGAAAAAAAGUAAAAUAAAAACAUGGCCAAUAUACCGUGAACAUGCAGGUAUGUGAAGCCGGUUGAACUUUAGUCCAAAGAUGUGUGGUUGUGUGUGGUGUCCAUGCUUCUGGUGCCUUAUCAGAUGGAGUGUCUUUCUAACCUGUGCUGCAUUUGUACAUUUAUUAAUAUUUAACAUUGCACUACAUAUAAUAUAGAAUUUAAAAACUUAUUUGAACCACUCAUGAAUAUUUAUUCUUAUUUGGGAGUUCAUACAUAGUAGAAAUAACUUUACAAUAAGUUCUGCCACAUCAAGUUAAAGGGGAAUGCCACUGAAUUUUGUUGCCGAAAUCAAUUGUAGAAAAGCAAAUUGAACUGUGAUGUCAUACUGAUUCACACAUGGGUUGGUAAUUAUAAGAACACAAACAACGCUCAAUGAUUACAAUGUUGAAGUUCAGGUUUUUACUUUUAUUUCUGUCUAAAACAAACCUUUGAUUUUGCAUCUGGGUGACAUCACAGGUUACCUUUGAAGAAAUACUGCAUCAUGUUCAAAAAAUUCAAUGCAUGUCGAUCUAAAUCCUAAAUUUAGUGGUGUUUCCCUAAAAUACAAUGCAGCCCAGUAUUUUAAAAUGUACCACACUUACACAGCUCUUGCCAAUAGAAAUCAGUGGAUUCUCAGCUUCUAGUUAAGACAAACGAGGUGUCUGAAAAUGUUGAAACUCCUGAACUUCCCAAUUAGUUUUUGUAAAACUUGAGGUUGUGUGGUUUCCAGUUGUUUGUAUGUUGUACAUCUGUGCUUUACUGACUCCUUUGUUUUAUUCCUUUGGUUUUGAGUUGAAUUGUUGUUGAGGUUUUGUUGUUUUCCAUGUUGUGGGUUUAAACUUGCCUUGUUCUUUUAGUGCUGUGGUAAAUCCUGUGGAUUUGAAAACGUAUUGGCAAUGCCAGACAGUGAUAUUGUUAUAAGACACCUGGUCUUGUACUAAGACAACAGAUUCACAUUGAAUCUAUUUGUACCUUUUAAUCAUAAGGCGUAUUUCUAAUAUGUACCUUGAACUUUUAGAUACGAUGACUUAUUUCUCAGGAGUAAUUUUCAUGAGAAAUACAUGGUGCUGAUUUAUGACUCUUUUCACAGUAGUAGGAUCUUUAACACCAUCAUAUGUUAAUAUUAGGGUGAUAAGAUCAUGGAGUCAUUUGCCAAAUGUCCAUCAGACUGUUUUUUGCUUGCUUAUGAGACUUUUUUUUCUGGCCAGUAACUAAACUCUAGCCUUGGGUACUACACCGCACACUGCCCGAUGUGGGUUCUACUCCAAACUAACCUUUUAAAUGUUUUCCUGACAGGUCCCUUUGGUGAACCACUAUAAUGAUAGUGAUGGGCUGUAGCAGAAAUAAUAAUGAAUUUCUUUUUUUUUUUCAGGGCACUUCUGCUUGAACGCAACAGAAUCAGAGGCGGUCAUCAGUGGUGUCAACCUCAAACGCAAACCUAAACAACCAAACCAGGAGUUUUGCAUCUUUUUAAAACCCGGCUUAACAAACUCAGCAUUUUAGAUGUUUCUAGAUAUUGCUUUGCCUGAAGCAGCUGUCACUUAAUUUAAACGCUUAUGGAAAUUAAUUUGAGUUGGGCCGUUAGUUAAUACGCCACAGUUUUACCAGUUUAUUUCUCUUGUGUAAUCAGCUUUGCCAACUGCUACUAUGUAUCUGCUGCAUGUUGAUGCAGCUCCAGCUACCAGACUUUCAAAAGUGCUGCUGUUUGCUUUAAGUAGCGGUUGCACCUUUUUAAAGUUGUCUUCAUUUUAUCACCAGAGGAUUUUUUUUGUAUCAGCAAAAGUGUUGUUAAAUUACCAACGUUUCCUUUUUUGGAGUUUUACAUUAUUCAUGCUUAUCCCAAGUGUAGCGUGUGUGACUCUAAAUGGGAAGUAAUGAUUACACGAGAGAGAGAAACUGGUGGAGCAACAAAAAUGCACAGCUGCUGGACUGGUCUCACUGGGCUGUUUGAGGUUGAAGCUGCACCAAUGUUUUAUUUCGGAAGGGUACAGUUGAAAAUGCUUUUGUAUGUAAACCCAUCCCAGGUGUUACGUGGGUGGUUAACAGUUUUCUUUCAGCAGGGGGAGGAGCCAUUUAGGAGCCUCAUCUCUGACUGCUUCUCCCACCUAACGAACUAACAACCCUUACAGCCGCCCAGCCUGCAGCCUAGGACAGAAGACUUAACUUGAACUUGCCUCCCUCACUCAGUAGGUGUUGCCGCCUCAGGAUUUUGGCCCCUCUCUGCCGUCCUGCCUCUUCUAUCACACAUAACUAUUGCUGGUCUUGUCCUCGUUGCUGCCAUUGUUGAAUCAACCUAAGACUUCUGUAUGGAGCAGGGUGGCCUACCUGGAUUACCAUUGUUUGUUAACCCUUUGGAUGGAGGUUUCCAUGUCUGUGACGGCAGCCGGGGUCACAGAGCAGACACAAUACUCUAAAGUCGUUUUAUGGCUUUCACUGCACCAAAGUUCAUCCCAGCUUUUUGACAUUUUUGGUUGGAUGUCGGAUCAGAGACGCUGCAGUAGUUUGCUCAUCCCGAACGCUGCACCAAACUGAGUGACAAUCCGAACUAUUGGGUUUUGACUGACACUGCUGAUAAAGCAUAUGCCGUGUCUGCAGUCUUCACUCUGAUGAGUCAUAUGAAGUAUUCAUGUUUUGGAUUGGAAUACUCUGACAUCAUUGUAAAAGUACUUGUGAUACUGUAAACUUUAUAUGUGUGAAAUGGAAACGCUUGGUUUAACAAGUGUUAAACUUGAAACCAGAAACAAAUGUAAAAUAAACUUUUUUUAUGCAAAGCA